AUGUCUGGUUUCCCCAGCCUUGCUGCUAUAAAGAAAGUGCUUCAACAGCUCUGGCUGGAGGCUGGACUCAACUGUAUCAAAGUAUCCCAGGGAUCUUCAAACUUGAAACAAUUCUGUCUGCAGAAUGUUCCACAUGACUUCCUGCUGACUGGGGUAUCUUCCAGUUCAAAUCUCUCCAGACUCCAGAACGUCUGUUCCCUUUUGUGGUCAAAUGGACCUUUCAAAGGUUUCCCAAACCACUUCUCAUGA
Messenger RNA from Chlorocebus sabaeus (green monkey), 249 nucleotides. Its product is annotated as guanine nucleotide-binding protein G(I)/G(S)/G(O) subunit gamma-5B-like. NCBI's taxonomy places the organism in Eukaryota, Metazoa, Chordata, Mammalia, Primates, Cercopithecidae. Gene Ontology annotation, cellular component: heterotrimeric G-protein complex. The record is from RefSeq and is a predicted model, not a curated record. Gene Ontology annotation, molecular function: G-protein beta-subunit binding. Gene Ontology annotation, biological process: G protein-coupled receptor signaling pathway.